Molecule: messenger RNA, 850 nt
Organism: Salarias fasciatus (jewelled blenny)
Lineage: Eukaryota; Metazoa; Chordata; Actinopteri; Blenniiformes; Blenniidae
Product: probable alpha-ketoglutarate-dependent hypophosphite dioxygenase
Exons: 6
Coding region: 1-798 (265 amino acids)
Source: RefSeq, a predicted model, not a curated record
AUGGCUGCAUCCGUGGCGGCGCUGCGGGAGAGCUACCAGCAGCAGGGCUUCCUCUCAGGCCUGCCCGUGCUCGAUGAGACGGAGCUGAGGGAGGUCAGGCGAGCCUUUUCUGCGCUGGAGGAGGAAUUCGGUGAAGCGUAUUGUCAGUACAGCCUUCAUAAUGUUCACCUUCAGUACCCCUGGGUGCUGGACCUGACCAAGCACCCGCACAUCCUGCAGGUGGUCAAAGCUCUGCUGGGGCCCGAUGUCAUCCUGCUGGACUCCCGCUUCAUCUGUAAAUACCCGACACUGAAACCAGGGAGCGUCCAGGAGAACGACGACAAGCAGAGAGCAGCUGGAGGAAGCGAUCUUCCAUAUGUGGCCUGGCACCAGGACAUGAGGUAUUGGGGGAUUGCUGGGGGGCCAGUUCUGUCGGUGUGGCUGGCUCUGGACGACUCCCUGAAAGAGAACGGAGCUCUUCAGGUCAUCCCAGGGAGCCACGGCUCUGGCAUGCUGCCCCAUCGACAAGCCGCCCGCUCUGGAAACAUGCUCUCCGUCAACCAGGAGAUCCCCGAGGAGCUGCUGCCAGCGGAGCCGUCUGUGUUCUGCCCUCUGCUAGCCGGACAGAUGUCUAUUCAUGAUGGACUCCUUGUCCAUGCAAGUGAUGCCAACACCUCACAGAGGAGGCGCUGCGGCUUCGUGAUCCGUUACGUCCCGACCACAGCUUACCCCACGCAGGAUCCUGAUCGGCCCCGGAAAUUCACUGCGACCCUGCUGGCAUGUGGAACAGACCACUUCAGUCACUUCUCCAACCUGUAAUGGCAACGCCCAUCCUACAGCAAUGGUUACUGUUAUGGGAAUAUUUUUGGAC